Salvia miltiorrhiza (redroot sage) is the source of this 1064-nucleotide messenger RNA. RefSeq lists its product as uncharacterized. The transcript is spliced from 5 exons. Gene Ontology annotation, cellular component: nucleus. The record is from RefSeq and is a predicted model, not a curated record. Gene Ontology annotation, molecular function: RNA binding. The coding region runs from base 312 to 701 and encodes 129 amino acids. Lineage: Eukaryota; Viridiplantae; Streptophyta; Magnoliopsida; Lamiales; Lamiaceae.
AAACAAAAAAUAAGAAAACAGAAAAGAAACCCUAGAGAGGGGCAAAAUCGGGAAAACACAAGGAAGCCCCGCAGCACAGCAAACGACCGCAGCCUCCUCUCCGCCUCUCCUACACAGGAAAAUAAAGCUAAAAGCCUAUCCCCAUUUUGCCUACUACAAUCGCUCAUUUUCUGUAUUUAUAUCCAACCAAAUCCUACCUUUAGACUUUCGAUCCUUCGCUUCUAAAUCGAACAUCAAAAACUCGUGAAUUUUUGUUGCAAAUCGCUAAGAUCAAUUCAAUCAAUCCUUAUUCUUUCUAAAUUUAGUAAAAGAUGGAGGAAAUUACAGAGGGAGUGAGCAACAUUGCCAUCGCCGGAGAUACUCAGAAGAAGAACCGAAUCCAGGUCUCCAACACCAAAAAGCCGCUCUUCUUCUACGUCAAUCUCGCGAAGAGGUACAUGCAGCAGCACAACGAAGUGGAGCUUUCAGCUCUCGGAAUGGCCAUUUCAACAGUUGUUAGUGUUGCUGAAAUCUUGAAGAACAAUGGAUUUGCAGUUGAGAAGAAGAUCAUGACUUCUACUGUUGAAAUCAGAGACGAGUCUAGAGGACGACCCAUCUCGAAAGCCAAAAUUGAGAUAGUGCUGGGGAAGACAGAUAAAUUUGAUGAAUUGAUGGCAGCUGCUGCAGAGGAGAGAGCGGGAAAUGGUGAAGAGCAAAGUUAAAAAUUGUGUUUUGUUGAUCAUGGGGUUCUUUGUUAUAUUAGGACCUUAAAUUUGAGCUAAUAUUUGAAUGCAUUUUCUAAAUUAGAACUCCUAGUUGUAGUCAAUCUAGGAUUUUGAGUGCAGUCAGCAUGGCAGCUAUGAAGAUUCUCUGUUAGCAACCCAGGAAACAAUCACCUUCAAUUCAAAAUUCAGUUUUCUUGUCACAAUCUUCUAAUUGAUGUGUGAAGAUACCUGUAAACUAAUUGCAAAUGUUCAUCAAUUUCGUGUGAUGCUACACUUAGAGCACAUCGCAUAUUAUUCCAUCUAUGUGCUCACAAACACUCAAAUUAAUAUGUUUAAAUCGAUGAUAAAAGAUUUAUGUUA